GUUACCAGCUUUUGAAUGUGUGAGCUACUUGUAUACAUGUUUUAUGAACAGUGGGUAGCUAAAAAUUCAUAUUGUCUUUUGCCACUGUAAUAUACGACUGUUGUGAAUCAAGGUAUCUUAAUAACGGACGAUAUGUUAAAUAACCGAUUGUGAACUUUCCAGAGUUGCCAUUUUCAUGAAAAUUUAAAGGAGACCCUACUUGGAAUUUUUCGAAAGCUUUGGGCUACUAAAACUGAGGUCACUUGCUUUUGGGUUGGGAUACUUCCUGAUGACGGUGUAUAACUUAUAUAUAUAUGGAAAAAAUGGUGAUAACCUAUUUUACCGUGAAUGGACUCCAACAAAGCAAGGUGAAUGUCCAUCUGAUAACGACUUGAAGUUGAUGCGUGGUAUGUUAAUUGGUCUAAAAGGAUUUUGUCAAAAAAUUUCACCGUUGGACUACGAAAUUAAUCGGUUUUCUUACGUUACUAACACAUAUCGUCUUCAUUUUUACGAAACCCCUACACUAAUGAAAAUUGUUCUUACCACUGACAACUCUUGUGCACCAAUGAAUGAUGAACUUGAAGGGAUAUUUCAAAUAUAUACAAAAUACGUUUCACAAAACCCGUUAAUUAAAUCCGAAGGACCUAUUAAAAGUCAGGUCUUUUCUGAAAAACUUGAUCAAUAUGUUCAGAGUUUGCCUGUAUUUAACAAAUAAAUAACUUUUUUCCAGUUCUUUCA
Molecule: messenger RNA, 717 nt
Organism: Schistosoma curassoni
Lineage: Eukaryota; Metazoa; Platyhelminthes; Trematoda; Strigeidida; Schistosomatidae
Source: the annotation of a GenBank genome assembly